UUGCAGAGAGUGGAAUAACAGUAAUGAUUCAGACAAGCGUGCAGCGGCUAACAGAAUCAGAAAUUCGUCUACGACUCAUAUUUGAUCUGCCAGUUACAUAUCCAUCCAGCCUACCAAAUGUAUCUGUCAGCUCGGAAGAACUUACCAGGGUGCAGUGUAAAGAGCUCAGAGACAAAUUACUUGGCCAAGCUGGCCGGCAUCUCUCAGAACCGAUGAUACAUGACUUGGUCCUGUGGGCGCAACAGAAUCUUAACACUCUAAUUGGGGAUUCCAUUUCGGAUGAAAACCACCCUCUGUCAGCAGAGACUGUGACUGACGAGGGUACCUGGACGAUGCUUUUACAUUUAGAUCACAUGAGAGCAAAGGAAAGAUAUGUCAGGACAGUAGAAAAAUGGACUGCUGAUUUGAACUUGACUGGAAAACUGAUGUUCAUGGGCAAAAUAAUUCUAAUUCUUUUGCAAGGAGACAGGAGUAGUAUUCGGGAAUAUAUGGUCCUCCAGAAAAGCUGUAAAGUGGACGUGGACUCCAGUGGAAAGAAAUGUAAAGAGAAAAUGAUUAGCGUUUUAUGUGAAGUGAAAUUACCACUAGACCAAAAGAGACUUUCUACAUUUGAAGUGAAGGUUUAUCCAUCGGUUAGUGACUUAGAAAGAGAAUUUGAAACAGUCGGACUCUCAACAGUUUUCACAGAUUAUGUCCGAGGUAUUUUAUAAACACUGAGUCUGAGAAAAUGAGUCUGAUUACACUGACCAGGCAGAAAAGAAAGAAUAUCCAUAUCUGAAAUGUUAGCAUGGCUGCACAGAUUUUGAUGAAGACGUUUCAUUGGAGUUCUGAUACCCCUUGUUUCUCUUGUAAUUUCACAUGAAAGCUUAUUCAAAUUUGAAAUUGCAUGGCAGAAGGUUAACUGUACAUGACAGGGUAUACUUUGUUGUCUGCACCAUACAUGUUCUCAUAUUUUUCCAGAUGUGUCAUCUUUUAUUAAAAUUAUGCUUGGAUACAUGAAACACUUUGUCAAGAGAUUUACUUAUCAUCUGCGGGGACAGCUCUGCUCAUUUAAAAGAUUUGUUUGAUGUACAGUAUUCUUUAAAGCUAAAUUCCAGAAUAAGCAAAUAUCGGUGGA
Molecule: messenger RNA, 1117 nt
Organism: Nanorana parkeri
Lineage: Eukaryota; Metazoa; Chordata; Amphibia; Anura; Dicroglossidae
Product: RWD domain-containing protein 3-like
Exons: 3
Coding region: 24-710 (228 amino acids)
Biological process (GO): positive regulation of protein sumoylation; positive regulation of hypoxia-inducible factor-1alpha signaling pathway
Molecular function (GO): protein binding
Source: RefSeq, a predicted model, not a curated record